GCUACCGCAGCAGUUCAAGCUAGCAGCCCACACUGCGAGAACGAGCAGGGAGAAAAAAAAUCUCUCCUAUUCCCGUGGAUUCACAAUCCGUCCGCUUCGCAAAUGCAAGCCAUCAAAUGUGUCGUCGUCGGCGAUGGUGCCGUCGGUAAGACAUGUCUGCUCAUCAGUUACACCACCAACGCCUUCCCUGGAGAGUACAUCCCCACAGUGUUUGAUAAUUACUCUGCUAAUGUGAUGGUGGAUGGGAAACCUGUUAAUCUGGGACUGUGGGAUACAGCGGGACAGGAAGAUUACGACCGACUCCGGCCGCUCUCCUACCCUCAAACGGAUGUGUUUCUGAUCUGUUUCUCGCUGGUGAGCCCUGCCUCUUUUGAAAAUGUCAGAGCGAAGUGGUACCCUGAGGUGCGUCACCACUGUCCCAACACCCCCAUCAUCCUGGUGGGCACCAAACUGGACCUGCGGGACGACAAGGACACGAUUGAGCGCCUGAGGGACAAAAAACUGGCUCCAAUCACCUACCCGCAGGGCCUGGCCAUGGCCAGAGAGAUCGGUGCGGUGAAGUAUCUGGAGUGCUCCGCUCUGACCCAGCGGGGGCUGAAGACCGUGUUCGAUGAGGCGAUCCGCGCUGUGCUCUGCCCUCCGCCCGUCAAGAAGAGAGGGAAGAAGUGCACCAUGUUCUGAGGAGGGGCACGGCGCGUUUUUGGUGUGAGCCCACUCGCAACAAGGGUGGUCUUCCCUCAGUUCCACCACACAGUAAUCAUCAGAGUUACUAUCGGCUGUUCUGGAGAGACGCGUUUAAAACUGCAGCAGGCGAAGUGCCACACUCCACACUAGCCUAGCAUAGACUAGCAUAGCCUAGCUGUGGGAUCUAAUUAUGACAGCACAAUAAUUAAUCAUGCCAAAUUACCCCCCGCUGUUUCUGAACUUUGCCUUAAUCAUUGCUAACGAAGGUCAUAAGAAGAUCAUUAAUAGCUCUGUCCCCCCGUAUAUGUUUAAAUUAGAGACUUUUCUCCUGGCUAAGUUUGGGCGUUGUGGAAAUGUGGGCAUUGCUAAUCGUUAUGUGGGUCGUUUUCCUCUUUCUUCUUUCUUUUCUUUUUUUUUGAAUUUGUGAAUGUGUCAAAGGCCUGUGUAAAUAUAUAUUGUGAAUAUCUUCUGAGGACGAACUCAACAGUGUCUCUCUUGACAGCUGACUGUAAAUGACAUUUUAAAGUGAUUUUCUUUCUGAGAUAUUGCCUACUGAACACUUUUUUUCCCGUGUUUGUGUGACUACUGUAUGUGAACUUUUUACAGCACAGCAUAAAAUAAAAAAUGAGACUGAUUAUUGAAAUAUGUCUAUUUAAAGUAUGUUGAUGUCUGUCGUUUAUGAUUAGAGAAGCUGAACUCUUUGACUAACAAGACGUGGUAUUUAAAAGCUCUUUACAUUACAGUAUUGUUGCUUAUCUAGAUAACAGCAGAUCUUUUUUUUUUGUAAAGACAAGCUUUUCUGGACUUUGUUUCCGUCUAUUCGAUCUUAAUCAUUUCUCAUUAUUUCAUCCUUAUUUUGCAGAGACGUGCCAUUAUGAGUUGUUUUGUGGGGCUAGCAUGCCAAAUUUUCUCAAUUUAGGCAAAACGUUCCUUUUUUCUUCUUUUCAAAGUAAGUCGUGCAUCUGCAUUUUCCAAUCAAAUGCCUUUUUGGUUUUAAUGAGAUUAAGGUCUGUGGGGCGUGUGCGUAUGCGCAUGAGCAAACGAGCUGUCAUUAAAUAUCCUGUGUGUGUUUUUGCUGUUUUGACUGACAUCAGUGGUUUAUCCACCUUCACCUUACAGCGGGCUGAUAAUGAUUAAAGACCUGUCUGAAUAAUAAAUAAUAAACCUCUCGUGUGUAUGAUAUGACUUUAAAAAGUAUGCAUUAAUAAAAUCAAGUCUUUGAAUGUA
Molecule: messenger RNA, 1911 nt
Organism: Pygocentrus nattereri (red-bellied piranha)
Lineage: Eukaryota; Metazoa; Chordata; Actinopteri; Characiformes; Serrasalmidae
Gene: rac3a
Product: Rac family small GTPase 3a
Exons: 6
Coding region: 103-681 (192 amino acids)
Biological process (GO): actin filament organization; small GTPase-mediated signal transduction; cortical cytoskeleton organization
Cellular component (GO): cell cortex; cytoskeleton; cell projection
Molecular function (GO): protein kinase binding; GTP binding; GTPase activity
Source: RefSeq, a predicted model, not a curated record